Xylona heveae TC161 is the source of this 366-nucleotide messenger RNA. RefSeq names its product light chain 3. Gene Ontology annotation, molecular function: phosphatidylethanolamine binding. NCBI's taxonomy places the organism in Eukaryota, Fungi, Ascomycota, Xylonomycetes, Xylonales, Xylonaceae. The coding region runs from base 1 to 366 and encodes 121 amino acids. The record is from RefSeq and is a predicted model, not a curated record. Gene Ontology annotation, biological process: cellular response to nitrogen starvation; macroautophagy. Gene Ontology annotation, cellular component: fungal-type vacuole membrane; autophagosome; cytosol. The transcript has 3 exons.
AUGCGCUCCAAGUUUAAGGACGAGCACCCCUUUGAGAAACGCAAGGCCGAGGCGGAGCGUAUCAGGCAGAAGUAUACCGAUCGCAUUCCGGUCAUCUGUGAGAAGGUUGAGAAGUCAGAUAUCGCAACUAUCGAUAAGAAGAAGUAUCUCGUGCCCGCCGACUUGACCGUUGGUCAGUUUGUCUACGUGAUCCGGAAGCGUAUCAAGCUCUCCCCUGAGAAGGCAAUCUUUAUCUUCGUUGACGAGGUCUUGCCGCCCACCGCCGCACUCAUGAGCAGCAUCUACGAAGAGCACAAGGAUGAGGAUGGUUUCCUCUACAUCACAUACUCUGGCGAGAACACGUUCGGUGACGAGUACGCGUGCUAG